AUGGCUAGGAUUUUGGUUCAAAGAGGAAGUUCUUCCAACGCAAGCCGCUCUACUUCUUCCUCGUCUGCUUCAUCUUCUUCCUCAGGAGCUGAGCAAAGCAGUAAUGUUCCAGCUACUAUUGAUGAAGAAACUAUGGAUGGAAAGCAAGAAGAGGUUCCUGUUGUUGAACAAGCAGAGUGUUCUUCUGAUGCUAAUGUUGUUGAACCUGUGGAUAGAGAAGAUGAAGAAGGUUUGAGUGUUUCGGAAAAUGUUGUUGUUGUUGAAAGUGAAGGUGUAGACUGUGAUUCUUCAGUUAGUGGUGGUGGACAUGACCUUGAUUCACCGGCCUUACCUGUUCCUCCACCAAGGUCUUCUUCGAAUGUUGCCGCUGAUAAUAGGAGAUCUGUCUUGGGAAAUUUUGGUGCUUUACGAAUUGGAGCAGCAACACAAAGAGGAGCUGGGCCUCGGUCUCUUAGGAGUUCACCAACUGGAUCACAUCCUUCUUCUCCACGAUCACAUUGUGAGAACGAAGGCUAUAACAGUUCUGAUGAGCAUAUGCCACGCUUUGUACCCUCUCAAGCAACAUCUGGCUCUGGCUUGGAAAGAGAACAUCAGUUUGAAACCGAGAUUAGACAAUCUAAAGGCUUUGAAAUCAGGCGUAUGCUGGCAGAUGGAAACUGUCUCUUCCGGGCUGUUGCAGAUCAAGUAUAUGGAGACUCAGAGUCAUACGACAUGACUAGACAAAUGUGCAUGGAUUACAUGGAACACGAGAGGGAUCACUUUUCUCAGUUCAUAACUGAAGGCUUUACCUCUUACAUGAAGAGGAAAAGAAGAAACAAGGUGUAUGGAAACAACGUGGAGAUCCAAGCUUUAGCAGAAAUGUAUAAUAGGCCUAUCCAUAUUUAUUCAUAUAGCACAGAGCCUAUCAACAUAUUUCAAGGGAGCUACAACACCGAUACACCUCCGAUAAGGCUGAGCUACCACCAUGGGAACCAUUACAAUUCUUUGGUGGAUCCACUUCGGUUGACAGUUGGUGCAGGACUUGGAUUUGGUAGCCUGAGUGGGAGACACGUGGAUAGAGAGCAGGUGAAAGCUGCUAUUAAGGCACAGCAAGAACAUCAGAUUGAUAAUGCGCUCUUAGCAGAAGGGAGAUAUUACUCUGAUCUUGAGCUUACAGAAAAGGAGAUUGAACGGUCGGUGAUGGAAGCUUCCCGUGCUGAGUAUCUUAUGGAAUGGUCAAAGCCACGAAUUGGUCCCAGUUCUAAUGCUGAGACGUCCUCUUCUGGAGCUAGAACUUCAGGCAGUGAUUGGAAACCAAAGGAGGGAGUAAAAGAGAAGACGGUGCUGAGCAGCAGCAUUGAGAUGGUUUUGUCGAUGGGAUUUAGCUAUACGCAGGCCAUGGAAGCUUAUAGCAUUUUCGGGGAUGACGUUGACUCUAUUGUCUGCUAUGUACUGGAGACGAGCUGUGGCAGCAACAACCGACGCAAAGGCAAAGCCAUGGAGUAG
Molecule: messenger RNA, 1485 nt
Organism: Eruca vesicaria subsp. sativa (arugula)
Lineage: Eukaryota; Viridiplantae; Streptophyta; Magnoliopsida; Brassicales; Brassicaceae
Source: the annotation of a GenBank genome assembly